GCUUGCUCAAUGUUAAUGUUUGACGAGGAGGAAGAAGGGCCCUGGCUUCUAUUUCUCUUAGACAACAGAACCACAGCCUUUCAGUUCUACUUUUACUCAGACACUUGUUUGCUGCUCCUUGAAGGAACUAAACGGUUUAAUCUGAGACAUAACGAUUGAACACAUGGAGGUGCUGGUGCUGGUCGAUUUUGAGGCCUCCAUGGGCGACGAGCUGACCGUGAAGAUUGGAGAUGUGGUCAAAAAUGUCACCAAGGCCACGGACGAAGGAUGGCUGCAGGGGGAGCUGCAGGGGAAGAGGGGCAUUUUCCCGUCAAACUUUGUCAAAGAAAUACCUGUGUAUUUGAUGGGCGACAGCAAGAGGGAACCACGAAGCAUUAGAAAAACAAAAAAGGGAGUGCAGACAAGGAAAUGUGAGGUCGCCUUCCCAUACAGUCCCCAAAAUGAAGAUGAGUUGGAGCUGGUGGUUGGAGAAAUUCUGGAGAUCAUUAGAGAGAUUGAAGAUGGAUGGUGGAUGGGCCUAAAACAAGGCAAAGUUGGAGCAUUUCCCUCCAAUUUUGUUAAAGAAAUUUUCGUUUCGCCCAAAGAUGCAAAGCAAAACGAGGGCAAAGCCAGGCCUAAACUGUCUGAUGCCAUGUUCACCAAGGAGAUAUCUCAGCGAGCCAGUGUGAGAAACAAGACAAGGAACAGUGUGGAGUAUUGCCAGGUCAUGUUCGACUAUAAGGCCAAAGCAGCGGAUGAGUUGGAAAUGAAGAAGGGUGACGUUGUAGCCAUACUGAACAAGGAAACGGAAGAUGAAGGCUGGUGGGAGGGGGAGCUGAAAGGCCGCCGCGGCUUCUUUCCUGACAACUUUGUCAUGGUUUUGCCACCAACGGACAGUCUGCAAUAUGGAAGAACAAGUCAGCCACCUGCACGGGGGAACAGUAUAAAAGGCCCAGGAACAACGAUGGAGAAAAAUGAGCAAGCAAAGACUAAAGAAGAGAAACCAGAGCAUAAAGACUUGAGAAGCAACCCUCCAACCAAAGUAAAGCUGCCAACCAUUAAACCCACUCCACCUCCCGUCAAAGAAAAACCUAACAAGCUUGUACCAAUUUCUACCAAUGGGGAUGCAGCUCCCACCUCACCAAAACCGCAGGCGAAAGAGGGUGACCAGUUUGAUGGGAUGGAUGUGCAAACUGAAAAGCUGAGUCAUCCCACAGCUAACAGGGCCAAGCCACCACAAAGGAGACCCCCAACAGCCCUGAGUACUACAGUUCAUACCCAGAGUGCAACAGAUGAAACGGAUGCAGAGCCAUCAGACAAACUGCCCAGCUUUCAGAAGGUAUCAGAAAUUCUCCCAACACUUCCUGCAAAGCCUGAGGUUCCAGUUAAGAUACCGAUUCCAGUUCGACCAGCUUUCCCAAAAAAUGUUGUCGGCAACAAAACCGCGAACCAUAGAGAUGAAGAGCCGAUUAUAGGGAGCCUGCAGGCAGAGAUCAAGGAGCUGAGAAUGGCAUUGGAGCUGUUGCAGACCCGACAUGAACGAGACAUGCAGGAAGUGAAAGAAGAACUGAAGGAGGAAAGAAAUAGGCGACUAGCCUUGCAGGAGGAAGUGAGCAGUUUAAAAGCAAAGCAUUAGACUCUGAUGUUGACUAUGCUGGACUUGGGGAAUCCUGCUGGACAGCAAAAUGUGUUUCUUUUUUUUUCUUUUUUUUUUAAGUUUACUGAGACCAAGUAAAGGAAGGGGUGAAAAAUAUAAUUCAAACUGAAAAUAUACGCAUGAUGUCUACAUUUGAAACUAUUGUUAGGGAUAAGGUAUCCUCUCCUGCAUUGGACCCAAGGGAAAGUAUUUCCAUAGAGACUUUGAAAUGACAUGCUGAUAAUUUGCAUAUUUUAAUACUGCACGUAACAGCAGACGGUCCACUAUGGGUGAUGUUUGGAACAAAUGUUUUUACAAUCUUCUGUUUUGAAUGUUGCAUUAUUAUUUUUUUUUUAACUGUAGCCUACUUUUAAUACCUCGAUAAAGUUUGUAAUAUAUGCAGCUGUAUAUAAAGUGAAAUAUUGUGAAUGUUAAUAAAAUAAAUGCUGGUGUCAAAAACAUCAGUCAGAAAA
Messenger RNA from Cyprinodon tularosa, 2088 nucleotides. RefSeq names its product SH3 domain containing 21 (gene mnmip1). The transcript is spliced from 17 exons. NCBI's taxonomy places the organism in Eukaryota, Metazoa, Chordata, Actinopteri, Cyprinodontiformes, Cyprinodontidae. Gene Ontology annotation, molecular function: protein binding. The coding region runs from base 164 to 1615 and encodes 483 amino acids. The record is from RefSeq and is a predicted model, not a curated record.